AUGAAAUGGAGAUAGGGAAGUAGUCACACAUUUUAUAACUUGGAAAUUCAAAUUGAUCAAGACUGUACAAAUGCAUUGUGUUGGAGCACAGUUGGAAGGUGGGCAGAGAAUUAAGAACUCUGCAGAUGGUGGGUUUUAACUUCGUAUACAACAAUUCUCGUGAAGCUCAAGUUUGAAUGUUAGCUGCUGUUUCUACUUAAGUAAUUAAUUAGAUCACAGAAGUCAAAAAAGUUGGCUGAGCCAUCCCAGUGUGUGACUUUGACUUUUAAGCCGGGGGUGGAGGGGAAGACAGCUCUGGGAGUUGUGCAGAAGGACCCAGUGUCCUGGCAGCGGCUCACCAGGCUGUCACUGCACAUGCUGAGGGCGGGAGCUGCGGGCCGUCGGUUUUCAUUAUGUGCGUGUUGUGACCCCUGAUUGAGAGUCUGCAGCCUCAGAACGGAACAGGGGUCGUCUUUGUAGUACACCCCUCUUGAGGGACCAGAAAAUUCGUUCUCUGUUGCCAGGAGCAAGCCUUCCCCACCCAGCCUGCCCUGCCCCAGUCCUGAGCCACCAGGUGGGAACGUGACGCCGGGGCUGCUUCUGUUAGCCGAGAGAGGCGGGGCUUGUCCCAGGGCCCUCAGUCUGCAGUGGGCAAGGGAGAAAAGCCCUUGGGCCCUCUGGCAGCCAAAGCUCGGAGCCCAGCACUCCAAGUUCUCUUUCUAAGAAUUUUUGUCAAAGGAAAGGCAAAGCUCUGUGUACUUAGAUCUGGAAAUUUCACGUUUUAUUUCCAAAGAUAUGAAUUGUUUUGAACGUGAAAAAAUGUGGAUGUACUCAGAAGCGGGGUGAGUAGUGCUCUGAUCACCCCGAUCAGUGGAAUGAUUGCCCGAAUGUUUGCCCUGGUUGCUUCCUAAAGUACCCCCGUUUUCACUUUUCCUUGCGAAUGUAUUUAAUAGCAAACCCGACAGCACGUCUUCUCUCUGAAAGGCACCGUCAUUUUCCGGUGUAAGCCGCCAUGCUGUUAUCACACCUAACAACAGAAACCACGAUUCUUCGGUACCACCUGAUACUGUGGCGAAACCAGGUUGCCUCCGGGUCAGGACCGCGUCUGGGUGGUGAUCUUGUUGUCAUCAGGCUUCCUGUGACGUCCGCCUGUCCGUCUGGUCACGGUGCCCCUUCACGCCCGCUCAGUCUGGAGAAGCCAGGUUACCUUAACACGGAGCUGACUUGCCGGGAGACCUGGGGUGCUGGUCCCCUUCUGUGUGUGCUUGUUGGCUCCCCUGUGUUGUUAUUUCACUGGUCGCUGAACCCUGAAUGUCGGUCUCAGGGGCUAGACUUGAUGGCUGUUAACAGCUGUCACGUGUGCUCAGUGGAGACUGCAGGCUGUGGCUCAUCACCCACGCAGAGGACCUGGAAACGCGGUGACUGCGUAGCGUCUCCGUGAGGGGAAUGCACACGCUGGGGUUCACACGCGUCCCAGCAGAGUCAGAGACGGCAUAUCAGAAGCCUGCAGAAGUACACGUCGUCGUGAAUCCCCGCAGAAGGAGUCCCCGGACUGGGCUUCUCGUGACUGCCUUUUCGUCUUCCGAGAGACGUCGUCAAAGUUGGGGGCCCCGAUGUUCUCGUCUAUUCUGAAUCUCUGGGUGAUGACGGUGGCUUCUCUGGCGUGGUAAGCUUUCUUUUCCCUCCAGUUUCUUCCUAAGUGACCGCCCGAGUAGAGAGGAACUAAACAGACGUGACCUGGGACUCUACGCGACCUCCGCUAACUGCAGCAUGGCCCGUGCUGGGCAGCGUCCUUUUCUGAAAUGAAGCCGGUGCACGUUCUCACAGUGAUGGUUCUUUCUGACGUCGGUAAGACGUAGGAACUAAGGUGUGCCUCUUUAUCAGCAGCAAGUAGCCGCUGUGAUAGGGUUUGCUGUAAAACGUGUGAGCUUGGUGCCUCCAAGGCAGCGACCUGGGGCUGUAAAGCAGUGACUGAGACUGGAAGACCACCCUGCCGUGCCUGCCGCCUUCCCCUGGCCAUGGCUCAGGUCCUGCGGCCUGGGCGGGCACAGUGGGCGUCGCUGCUAGAAGGGCGGGAGGCGUAGCCCUUGGGCUUCUCCUCCUGGGCUGCCCGGGCUGCAGCUGUUGUGAGGAGACGCGGAUGAUCGCAGUGGACCCUGGGUAGGCUGUCUCCUCUGACUCCUGCCUGCUCACCCAGCUGCAGCUCCGGCCCAGACUGCACGUGUGGCUCAGGGCCCUCGGCAACCGAAGUCCACAGGAGCUGGCCGUGCUGCCGUGGCUGAGAGCCGCUGGGCUCCUCCCUGCCGUCCCCCUUCUCCCUGCGGUCAUCGGGAAGCAGUGCCUGAUGAUGCUCAUCGCCUCUGUGUUUCCCUGGAGCUGUGCUUCGCUGCCGGAAGAGGGAAGAUCCGGGAGCGGACCACUGGGCUUCCCGGAGAUGCUGUCCCACCCUGCUCAGCCCCCUGGGGUUGGGGGACCGUCCCUGGGGCCAGGCAUUUGGGAAUCUGUAGAGCACACCCGUACUCAGACCUCGUCCGCGUGCCGGCUGUGGGGCAGGCAGGAUGGGAGGUGGCGAGCUGGUCCAGGCUCUGCGAGCAGCUGCUGUGCAAGGCCACUCUGGGCAUGUGGGGCAGGAGGUCCAGAAACCUCAGGGGCCGUGUGGGUGACGUAGGCCGUGGGAGCGCAAGCUGCUCCAAGGGAGAGAAGGAAGAGGGAGAAGAUAGGGUUCAAGUUUGGGUCUGGGGUGUUAAUCCAAGUGAUUCUGAGAGUUUGCUGUUGAUCAUCAGAUCCCCGUGCAGUGUGUAUUGGUUGCGUACGGGAAAUGGCCAUGUGGCUGGUUUUAGAACGUGAGGAACAGCAGAGGUGGGAGCAUGGUUACCUCUUCUCGUAGGACCCGAGCACGUUGGUUUCCAGGAUGUUGGCCAAAUCAGCGAAACCUUUACCACAGCACAGUGCUGCCCACCCCCUCCCCCCACUUUUUUUUUUUUUUAAAGAUUUAUUUAUUUGUUUAUUAGAAAGGCAGAGUUACAGAGAUACAUAGAAGAAGAGAUAGAUCUUCCAUCCACUGCUAUACUCCCCAGAUGGCUGGAACAGCCAGGUCUGGGCCUGAAGCCAGGAGCCAGGAGUUUCUGGUUCUCCAUGUUGGUGCUGGGGCCCAGGCACUUGGACCAUCUUCCACUGCUCUCCCAGGAGCAUUAGCAGGGAGCUGGAUUGGAAGAGGAGCAGCUGGGACUCGAACCGGCACCCAUAAGGGAUGUUGACAUUGCAGAUGGCAGCUUUACCUGCUGUGAAACAGCACUGGCCCCAGUGACCCUUCAUCUUUUAAAAACAGUACUCUAGGCCUCUGUCUGUGAGAUGGGCGCACUUGAAGAAGAGAGGGCCUCUGUGCGGCCUCUGUGGUGUUUCCUAGCUCUGGGGCCAGGCGCUCCAUCUCCAGGCCCGUCACCUACUGGAAUGGCCGAGAGUGACCUCAUAAAGCACGAUUCCUCUCUGCUGCCUCCCGGAAUCCAGACGCAGAGGGAAUCUCUAAGCAGAAUUUCUGCUGGAUUAUAAAAGCGAGGAUUAAAAACGGAAAAUUGGGACAAUGUCUCAAGUCUUUCGCCGGAACCAUUUGCGGGUCGUCUCUAGUUCACUGCUGGACACUGCGUCGCUGGCGUUUUAUACGCGGUUCAAGAAGUUUAAGAGGAGAGACCAUCAGUGCCGCGCGUUUGUGAAGAGAGUUGUGACGAGUCGCCUCUUUCAGAUCAUUAUGAUCAGCACCGUCUCGCUGAAUGCUUUUUUCAUGGUCUUGUGGACCAGUUACAAAGUCAGAUACCAGUUGUUCAGAGUGCUUGAGAUCUCAGAGGUCAUCUUUGUGUCCAUCUACGCCUCCGAGUUCUCCAUGAAGGUCUAUGUGGACCCCAUCGACUACUGGAAGGACGGCUACAACCUGCUGGAUGUGGUCAUUAUCAUCAUUAUCUUCAUCCCCCACCUCCUCCGAAAGAUCAAGGACAAGCACUACCCCUACUUCAACAUCGCCGAUGGCAUCCAGUCACUGCGCAUCCUCAAGUUUAUCACCUACAGCCGGGGCAUCCGGACUCUCAUCACGGCCGUGGGGCAGACCGUGUACACCGUGGCCUCCGUGCUCACACUGUUCUUCGUCCUCAUGUACAUCUUCGCCAUCCUGGGCUUCUGCCUGUUUGGUGCUUCGGAGAAAGGUGACCUGAAUAACUGGGGGAACCUGGCCGUGGCUUUCUUCACCCUCUUCAGCUUGGCCACGGUUGAUGGCUGGACAAACUUGCAGCAGCAGCUGGACAACCGGAAUUUUGUUCUGAGUCGGGCGUUCACCAUCACCUUCAUCUUGAUCGCCUCCUUCAUCUUCCUCAGCAUGUUUGUGGGUGUGAUGAUCAUGCACACUGAGGACUCCAUCAAGAAGUUUGAGCGAGAGCUGAUGUUGGAGCGGCACGUGACCCUUAUGGAAGAGAAGCAGGUGAUCCUGAAGCGGCAGCAGGAGGAGGUCAGCAGGCUGAUGCGGAAGCAGAAAAGCGUCGACUACAAGAGCUUCAGCGAGCUGGUGGAGAACUUCAAGAAAACCUUGCGGCACACGGACCCCAUGGUCUUGGACGACUUCGGCACGAGUCUGCCCUUCAUUGACAUCUACCUGUCCACUCUGGACAACCAGGACACCACAGUCACCAAGCUUCAAGGGCUGUACUAUGAGAUCGUGCACGUGUUGAGCCUGAUGCUCGAAGACCUGCCCCAGAAGUCCCAGUCCUCGCAAAGGUCCCAUGAUGAGUAGCUGGCGCGGGUCCCCGGGCUCGGAGGGCCUUGCAGGCUGUGCUGCGCCCCAUUAAACACAGCUUCCGAGACAGCCUCUCCAGAGUUGCUGCGACCGUGCUGCUUCCCCAUCCUCGGGACCUGG
This is a messenger RNA of Lepus europaeus (European hare), 4876 nucleotides long. RefSeq names its product cation channel sperm associated 3 (gene CATSPER3). The record is from RefSeq and is a predicted model, not a curated record. Bases 3560 to 4753 code for a protein of 397 amino acids. Gene Ontology annotation, molecular function: monoatomic ion channel activity. Gene Ontology annotation, biological process: transmembrane transport; monoatomic ion transport. Gene Ontology annotation, cellular component: membrane. NCBI's taxonomy places the organism in Eukaryota, Metazoa, Chordata, Mammalia, Lagomorpha, Leporidae. The transcript is spliced from 8 exons.